Messenger RNA from Xenopus laevis (African clawed frog), 1955 nucleotides. It is a transcript of the gene adh1b.L, whose product is annotated as alcohol dehydrogenase 1B (class I), beta polypeptide L homeolog. Gene Ontology annotation, cellular component: cytosol. The record is from RefSeq and is a predicted model, not a curated record. Gene Ontology annotation, molecular function: alcohol dehydrogenase (NAD+) activity; oxidoreductase activity; all-trans-retinol dehydrogenase (NAD+) activity. The coding region runs from base 59 to 1186 and encodes 375 amino acids. Lineage: Eukaryota; Metazoa; Chordata; Amphibia; Anura; Pipidae. Gene Ontology annotation, biological process: retinol metabolic process; retinoic acid metabolic process. The transcript is spliced from 9 exons.
UAACUGGGCUAAACUGUGUUUAUCUGUGUACAGACUGCAGCCGGGAAGCACAGACACCAUGUCCACUGCUGGGAAAACAAUUGAGUGCAAGGCAGCCGUGGUCUGGGGACCUGACCAACCCUUCAGUGUAGAGACCAUUCAAGUUGCUCCUCCAAAAGCUCAUGAAGUUCGUGUAAAGAUAGUGGCAUCUGGAGUUUGCCAUACAGAUUACCAUAUCAUGGUUGGAGCAGUAGCUAAUGUGAAGUACCCAUUGAUUUUGGGGCAUGAAGGAGCUGGUAUAGUGGAAAGUGUGGGAGAAGGAGUGAAAAAAGUAAAACCAGGAGACAAAGUAAUUCCUCUGUCGCUUCCCCAGUGUGGAGAAUGCCAGAACUGUUUAAAUCCCAAGAGCAACAUAUGUGAAAAAUCUGAUUUUGGGAAAUUUUCCGGGCUCAUGUUGGACAACACCAGCAGAUUUACAUGCAAGGGGAAACUGAUUCACAACUUUGUCAGCACCAGCACCUUUACUGAAUACACUGUAUUGGAUGAAAUAUGCGUGGCUAAGAUUGAUGACAAUGCUCCUCUCGAUAAAGUGUGUUUGAUUGGCUGUGCAUUUUCCACUGGUUACGGUUCUGCUCUGAACACUGCUAAGGUUGAGCCAGGAUCUACAUGUGCUGUGUUUGGCCUGGGUGGUGUUGGUCUGUCUGGAGUUAUUGGCUGUAAGGCAGCUGGUGCUUCUAAGAUCAUUGGAGUGGAUACAAACAGCAAUAAGUUUACAGCAGCCAAAAAAUUAGGAGCCACUGAAUGCAUUAAUCCAAAUGAUAUUAAGGAACCUGUCCAUGAAGUGCUCACAAAGAUGACUGGCCUGGGAGUGGACUACUCAUUUGAGUUUGUGGGAGACACCAAUGUCAUGCUGUCUGCUCUUCUGUCCACCAACUUUGCAUCUGGAACAACAGUUAUUGUUGGCCUAGCUCAUGCGACAGCAAAGAUGAGCUUCGAUCCAAUGGUGCUGCUCUCAGGACGAACUUUGAAAGGCAGUUUACUUGGAGGAUUUAAAAGCAAAGAUAUCCCAAAACUGGUUUGUGAUUUAAUGGCAAAGAAGUUUGACCUUGAUGGAUUGAUAUCACACAAAAUGCCACUUGCAAAAAUCAAUGAAGCGUAUGAUCUCCUUAACAAAGGAGAAAGCCUUCGCACCAUUUUGAUUAUGUAAUUGUCGCUGCAUCAGAAGGGAGUUUGAGUGAACAUCUUCAAAUCAGAGAAAUCAAUGACCGAUAUUAUAAAGGUUUCCCAUAAUACAGUAGUGAUACAAUAUUAGUCUGCUUUCAUUUGCCAAUGGCUAAAUAAGGAGAAAUACACAUUUUUAGUUUAUUCAUGAUUCUGCCCAUUUAUACAAUUUCUGAACUACUUAACAUGUUACCUUUCACGUGAGGGUGAUUUCAGUAAAUACUGCAUAUUCCUUGAUUGUCAUGGUUACUAGAGAAAAGUAUGGAGCAAAAUGUCUUUUGAAUUAUUUCAAACUGAGGAUUUGUCCCUACUGUUACUGAGUUGGAAAGUAAAUACCUGCAGAACACUGUAUAUGUAUUUAAGGCAACCAAUUCUUGUCCCUCUAGACCAGUGGUCCCCAACCUUUUUUUCCCCAUGAGCCACAUUCAAAUGUAAAAAAAAGUCGAAGAGCAACAUAAGCAUGAAAAAGUCACUGAGGGUACCAAAUAUGGGCUGUGAUUGGCUGUUGGUAGAGCCUAUGUGGUCUGGCAGCCUACAGGAGGCUCUGUUUUGUUGUACACAUAGACCUUGUAUUUGAGCAUCACUAUUCAAAACUGCAAUCUGAUUUACUUUUUAAAUAGCUUGUCCAUCUGUAAUGUGCAAAAAAACAAGCAUCCAUAAAGUCUGCUGUUCCUUGGCACUUACUGUUCAGAGCUGUUUGGCCAAUCUGGGUCAUUAUUUAUAUGUCAGUUUUAAUAAAGGAUGACUACAACAUG